AUGUCUCAAACCAUCACCCCCGCACUCCCCAAGCUCUUCCAACCGGUGCAAGUGGGCGACUUGCACCUCGCCCACCGCAUCGUCCUCGCCCCGCUCACCCGCAUGCGUGCCAACAACAAGCACGUUCACGGCGACAUCGCCGUCCAGUACUACUCCCAGCGCGCAUCGGUCCCGGGCACCCUCCUCAUCACCGAAGCCACGUACAUCGCGCCCUGGGCGGGCAGCAUCUCCGUCAACAUCCCCGGCGUUUGGAAUGAAGACCAGAUUGCGGCCUGGAAGCGCGUGGCGGACGCCGUCCACGCCAAGGGGUCGUACAUUUUCAUGCAAAUCUGGGCCAUCGGGCGCGCCACCGAGUUGGAGGAGCUCGCCAAGGACGGAGACUACCCUUACCUCGCGCCCUCCGCUAUCCCCCUCAAAGGGAGAGACAUCGCCCCGCGGGCCAUGACUGUCGAUGAGAUCAAGCAACAUGUUAAGGGGUUCGCCACCGCCGCCAAGAACGCCGUCUUCGGCGCCGGGUUCGACGGCGUCGAGAUACACUCCGCCCACGGCUACAUGCUCGACCAGUUCCUCCAGUCUUACACCAACCUGCGGACAGACGACUACGGCGGGUCCCCCGAGAAGAAGUGCCGCUUCCCGCUCGAGGUCGUCGACGCCGUGAUCAAGGCUGUGGGUGCGAAGAGGACCGCGGUCAGGAUGAGUCCGUGGAGCGCGUACAACGACGUUGCCGUAACCGACCAGAUCCCGACGUUCUCCCACUUCGUGACCCGCCUUGCGGAGGAGCAUCCCGAUCUCGCAUACAUCCACCUCGUGCAGCCCGGCCUGUCCGGCACUGACGACAAGGACAUUGAAGAAGGAGAGAGCAACGACUUCAUCCGCAAGAUAUGGCUUCCGCGCACGCUCAUCUCUGCGGGUCGCUACACGCGGGAGACUGCUAUAGAGCGCGCCGAGGAGACCGGCGAGCUGAUUGCGUUCGGGCGCCGCUUCCUGGCCAACCCCGACCUUCCUAUCAGGCUCCGCGAGAACCUGCCGCUCCAGGGCUGGAGCCGCGAGGUGUAUUACACGGCGGAGGACCCGCACGGCUACGUCGACUACCCCACCUACGAAGAAUCCCUGAAGAAAGAGUUCAAGGCGUCAAAACUGGUUCUCAAGCUCGCAACCGAGCUGAAGCAUGUCCCCCCAAUCAGUGAACUUCGCUUCGGACAGAGUAUGACAGAUCAUAUGAUUUUCGCCACAUACGAUCCGGUGAAGGGCUGGUCUGCGCCCGAAAUAAGGCCGUACGGACCGUUGACCUUCGAGCCCGCAACUUCGUGCCUGCAGUACGCCACCGUUGCAUUUGAAGGGAUGAAAGCAUACCUAGGCCCCGAGGGUGAAGCACGGCUUUUCCGCCCAGAGGAUAAUAUGGCAAGAUUUGCCCGUUCAGCUGCACGGCUCGCGCUCCCGCUAUUCAACCACGGGGAGCUUUUGAAGCUUCUCAAGACUCUUGUCAAGAUCGAGCGGUGA
Trametes versicolor FP-101664 SS1 is the source of this 1500-nucleotide messenger RNA. RefSeq lists its product as uncharacterized. The record is from RefSeq and is a predicted model, not a curated record. Gene Ontology annotation, molecular function: NADPH dehydrogenase activity; FMN binding. The transcript has 10 exons. The coding region runs from base 1 to 1500 and encodes 499 amino acids. Lineage: Eukaryota; Fungi; Basidiomycota; Agaricomycetes; Polyporales; Polyporaceae.